Prosopis cineraria is the source of this 2017-nucleotide messenger RNA. RefSeq names its product ABC transporter G family member 8-like. Gene Ontology annotation, molecular function: ATP hydrolysis activity; ABC-type transporter activity; ATP binding. The record is from RefSeq and is a predicted model, not a curated record. Gene Ontology annotation, cellular component: membrane. The transcript has a single exon. Bases 133 to 1932 code for a protein of 599 amino acids. Lineage: Eukaryota; Viridiplantae; Streptophyta; Magnoliopsida; Fabales; Fabaceae.
CCCUUUCAUUUAGGCGCCCUUACUUAAAUCUCUCAAAGAAUAUAUCAACGUGAGAGGCUCAACUCAACUAUGGAAACUAAUCAGAUAGCACCCCCACAAUCUCUCUCUCCUUGACUACCAACUCCCUUCUCCAUGGCAGAUCACCGGCCUUCUCUGCCAGCACCACCACCAAAAGGCUACAAAUUAACAGCCUCUUCAAUCUCCUACGCCAAAAGCACCACCAUGAGUAUUUCCACAUUCUUGCAGCUUCUCAAAUGGUGCACCGCAACAUCGCCUCCUUCUUACAUCCUCAAGAACGUUUCCCUCACUGCCUAUCCCUCCCAGAUCCUCGCCAUCGUGGGCCCAAGUGGCGCCGGCAAGUCCACCCUACUUGACAUCCUGGCCGCCCGCACUUCAGCCACCUCCGGCAGCCUUCUCCUCAACUCCUCCCCCUUCAAUCCUUCCUCCUUUCGCAAGCUCUCUUCUUACGUCCCACAACACGACGCCUGCCUCCCCCUCCUUACCGUGGAUGAGACCUUCGCCUUCGCAGCCCGCCUCCUCCAGCCCAAGCCCUUCGACACCUCCUCUCUUCUCGCCGAGCUUGGCCUCAGUCACUUAGCUCACACCAGGCUCGCCGAUGGGCUUUCCGGUGGGGAGCGAAGACGGGUCUCCAUCGGCCUCAGCCUCCUCCACGACCCUGUCGUGCUGCUUUUGGAUGAGCCCACCUCCGGCCUUGACAGCACUGGUGCUUUCAACGUCAUGCAGAUUCUGAAAUCAAUCUGCGUUUCUCGUCACCGAACCAUUGUGCUAUCUAUUCACCAACCAAGCUUCAAGAUUUUGUCUGUCAUUGAUAGAAUCUUGCUUCUCUCAAAAGGAUCAGUAGUUCACCAUGGAAGUCUUGCUUCGCUUCAGAGUUUUCUUCAUACAAAUGGCUUCUCUGUCCCUCCUCAGCUCAACGCCUUAGAAUAUUCCAUGGAAAUAUUGAGCCAACUAGAUGAGCUUGAACCCAUGAACGACACUACUGAUGAAGAUCACAGUCGCGCAAGUUCUCCAUCUCAAAAUUUAACCACCACUUUACCUUCAAGAAAGAUGAUCCGAUAUAGGAGCUCAAGAGUCCAUGAAAUCUGCGCUCUGUAUGGCAGAUUUUGGAAGAUCAUUUACAGAACAAAGCAGUUACUUCUGACCAACACAAUAGAAGCACUUCUCGUAGGCCUUGUCCUUGGAACCAUUUACAUCGACAUAGGCUUCGACAAGGAGGGCAUCGAGAAAAGGUUCGGUCUUUUUGCUUUCACUCUCACUUUCCUUCUUUCUUCCACCACCGAAACGCUUCCGAUCUUCAUCGGAGAGAGACCGAUCUUACUUAGAGAAACAUCAAGUGGGGUUUAUAGGCUAUCAUCUUACAUCAUUGCCAACACACUCGUUUUCUUGCCAUACUUACUCGCAGUUGCUAUCAUCUACUCUAUUCCAGUCUACUUCUUAGUGGGUUUGUGUGCUUCUUGGCUUUCCUUUGCUUACUUUGUUUUAGUCAUUUGGCUCAUAGUUCUAAUGGCUAAUUCAUUCGUCCUCUUCUUAAGCUCUAUUGCGCCUAACUACAUUGCUGGCACUUCGCUUAUGACUGUGCUUCUUGCUGCGUUUUUUCUGUUUUCCGGUUAUUUCAUCUCCAAGGACAGCUUGCCCAAAUACUGGUUGUUCAUGCAUUUCUUUUCUAUGUACAAGUACGCUCUUGAUGCUCUUCUCAUCAACGAAUACUCUUGUUUGGUUACGAGGUGUUUCAUAUGGUACGAACAAAAUGAUGGAGAGUGUAUGGUUACAGGAAGCGAUGUGAUGAACAAGAGAGGACUCAGCGAGGCAGAGAGAUGGACUAACGUGUAUGCAUUGCUUGGUUUCUUUGUGUUGUAUCGGGUGCUUUGUUUGUUUGUUUUGAUCAGAAGGGUUUCCAGAUCCAAAAGUUAGAAAUUAUGUAUAGCAUGACAUUAUGUGUUUAUUUAUCUAAUUUUUUAAUCAAGUUGUUUCAAUUCAGUAACAGCUUCUUCUGUUU